Messenger RNA from Leopardus geoffroyi (Geoffroy's cat), 3317 nucleotides. RefSeq lists its product as uncharacterized. The record is from RefSeq and is a predicted model, not a curated record. Bases 374 to 970 code for a protein of 198 amino acids. The transcript has 6 exons. Lineage: Eukaryota; Metazoa; Chordata; Mammalia; Carnivora; Felidae.
UGGCCUUUCCUUGCAAAUAGCAUGGUCUAUUUCAUGUGAUUGCGUGUAAAUGACAUGCCCCUAUUGCAAAACGUCUUAAAGCUUUUACUUUUGCCUCCUCCCUGUGCACCAUAUGCUCCUACCCAGUGGGUGAGCCCUUCUGGUGCAAAACCAGUGAGUGCUUAAAUAAAUGUAUUCAUUCUUGAACAGCUUUGGAGAAUUCAAGAUGACCUCUUACUUUAGACAGGUGCUUGAUUUUUUUUUUUUUUUUUUUUUUUUAAGAGAAACAGUAACAACUUGCUGCUCUGGAAAGAUGAUAACCUCUCUCUAAGAAGGGUCAAGGAAAUAGUGAAGAACCUUCAGCAGAAAGGGAAAAUUCUAGCGAAAGUAGAAAAUGGGGAUGGCUAUCACCCCAACCCCCACCUUCAGCCUAAAUGAGAGAAAAAAAAGUCCCCACACUCAUGAGGACCUCCCUCAUACCCUCUUCUCAGGACCAGAGCUCUUCUUUGGGGAUAUUCUCGUUCGCCAGUGUGAAUCAGAGUUAGGACUUACACUUACUUACCCGGUCUUGGCGUUUCUGCUGAGACGUGGAAGCAAGACGUGUACGGCCCGUCCGUGCAACGAUUAUCUAGCCCUCGGAGCUGAAGAGGGCACUGGAAGGUCCCCAGACGCAAGCCCAGUUCUGUCCGUUCCGAUGGUGCAGGACCGCCAGCGGCGCGCGGAAGCGCGGCGGGGCGCGGCGUCCGCCGGGCAGUCGAGCAGCUGCGAGCUGGCGCUGCUCCGCUCUACCGCCGACCUCCGGGGCCAAGCGUGCUGGGGCACCGCGCUGCGCGGCACAGAGCAGUCGGCUGCGUUGGAGCAGAGUGGGGACCUGGACCCUCGCAGAACCACAGAGGAGCGUCGCACAACUGCGCCAAGGACAAACCCAGGGCACUCACACCAGGGGCUGGAGCCGUCGCCGCGCUCCCACGGGAAGAUUCAACGUGAUUAAACAGGAUUGUAAGCACUAUAUGCAGCAUUUUGCUGAGAUUUUUAUCUUUCAGUGAUCAUCCAAAGUAUACUGAGACUGACUGAAAGGAAUAGUGUGGGAAGGAGGAUGAGAACCUCACACGUGGAUGACUGUUUUCUGGGAAUUGGGAGAGAUCCCCUGCUCCAUCAGAAUCACUACAAUUUGGAAAUAUUAGAUAACUACCCCAAAUCACAGAGUUGAGGCUGGAGAAUCCAAAUUCAAGCAAGGUAUCAGCAGAGUCAGUGCCUGCUGAGAUCAUUCUUCCUGGUUUGCAGAUGAACAUUAUAUCCUCACACGGCAGAGAGAGCACAGAAAGUAAGCUCUCUUGUGUCUCUCAUAAGAGCACUAAUCCCAUCCAGUGGUUCUACCCUUCUGAACUAAUUAACUCUUAAAGAAUUAACUCUCAACCUCACUUUGGGCUUUAGGGUUUCAACAAAUGAAUUUUGGGAGUACCCACUAAGUCUACAGCAGGCUAUAUGUCAAAAGAGAUUUUGCAGAUAUAGUUAAGGUUACUAACCAGUUGACUUUGAAGUUUAAAGGGAGGUUGUAUAGGUCCACUCAAGCUAAUCACAUUAGCACUUUAAAAACAGAGCAUUUUUUCCAACUGACGGAAUAAGGGAAUUUCACAGAGAUCUGAAACAAAAGAAGAGUGAUAUGCCAUUUCUGGGUGGAAGAUGGAAGGAGCCACCUGACAAAGAAUGUUGAUUAUCUCUAGAACUUGACAGCAGUUUCUGGCUCACAGCCAACAAGGAACAGAGACCUCGGUGCUACAACAGAAAGGAACUAAAUUUUGCCAACAAUCUGAAUGAGUUUGGAUGGAAUUCUCCAGCUUCAAGUAGGAGCCCAGCCGACCUUCAACGUGACUCUAAUCUUAUGAGAGACCCUAAGCAGAGAACCCAAAGACCUUGGAACAGCUGACCAGAGAGAAUGUUGCCUUGGAAGAGCAGACACAGCCCACAAAGUGCCCUCCCUCUGAGUGGAGGUAAAAGGACUAAACCAGUUGCUUUUAGGGGGUUUGGGUGAGUCCAUUUUAUUUCCUUCUGUUGACAACGCUAUCGUGAAUAUCCUUGAUCAUCAAUACAUUCUUAGAUACGGAAACAAAGAGUAUUUGCUUGUUAAAUUUUGGUAGGUAUUACCAAAUUACUCAGUUUGAGCAAAGCAUUAAAAUGUCACGUAAUGUGAUUUCGCCUUCAUUAAGUCACCAAAAUGUGGUGCUAGUGUCCUGCGGGUCACAAGGCGGGAUUGGAAAUUAUGCGUCUCUACUCUCAAUUCAGUACUUCAUAUCCCUAAUGGAAACAUGCUUCCAGAACAGGAAAGUGGCAGUACUCCUUGGCACUCCCAGCCAGAGGGACAUCAUAAGGCUUCUCAGACAUCACUUCCCAGACCUAUCGACUUUCAGGCACCUCAUCUACCCAACACCCAACAAUCUUUUGCAUAAAAGCAGCAUUUUGCUUAUAGACCCAAACAGCAGGAUUCUAAAUCUGGCAAAUGUAAUCAAAAGGGGAAUGAAGGUCCUAAGAACAACAGUGGCUCACGAGUAAAAACACACUAUUUAUUCCUCUGCAGCAACAAUUGUAGAAAUUCUGUUUUGUGAAAGUUUGCUGAGUCUUUGGUUUCUUUUCAAGAUACAACACAUUUUUUAAAUAAAAAUUUGAAAAGAAAACUGUUGCAAACGUGUGAGGCAUGAGGCAAGCUAGAUUUGACUUUGGAAAUAAUGGUUCUCAUAACAUUGCAACAAAGGUGGUGUUUGGGGAUAAGAUAAAUAUGGAAACUAUGGUAGAUUAUUUUGUAUAAAUGAUAUGCCUGUAAAGUUCAUACCUUUCCUAGGACUAGCCUGUUUAUUGAAAAAUUAAUUAUGAGACAUAAAAAUCAAUCAUUCUAACUUUUCUUUAUACUAGAAAUGCUAUGCACAAGUGAGCUAGAAACAAAACAGUAUUUGGAAAGCAGAGGCAGUCAUAAUAUGAAAAAAAUGAGUUUAAUGUUUAAGCGGGACUUCAAUAAGAAAAAGGUUCAUUCUGGAAUUGCCACUUACACUGGGGUAAUCUGGAAUUAAAGUUGGUCUAAUUGAUUCCUAGGGUUAGGCAACCCUACAACACUCUAUUAUUCCUGCAUUUCAUUUUCCACUAAGUAGAUCUAGCCAGAUAAUCUUCCAUUGCUAUUUAUUUAUUUGCUUAUAUAUUUAUAUGCUCACGAAAUAUAUAUUGCUUCGGCUCCAACUAAGUACAAGGAGGGUACUAAGUUCUAGGGAUGAAAUGGGAAGCUUGAAUAGGCAUAGCCCUUUGCAUUAUGGGACUUACCAUCUACUAGAACAGAGACAUGUUUUAAAAGU